This is a messenger RNA of Aspergillus udagawae, 1791 nucleotides long. Its product is annotated as putative C6 finger domain protein. The transcript has 3 exons. NCBI's taxonomy places the organism in Eukaryota, Fungi, Ascomycota, Eurotiomycetes, Eurotiales, Aspergillaceae. The record is from RefSeq and is a predicted model, not a curated record. Gene Ontology annotation, molecular function: DNA-binding transcription factor activity, RNA polymerase II-specific; zinc ion binding. Bases 1 to 1791 code for a protein of 596 amino acids. Gene Ontology annotation, biological process: regulation of DNA-templated transcription.
AUGUCUGGGAGAAAGCGGAGAAUUGACGAUGUCGAUAACAGCGACAAUGACAACCGGAAAAAACAAGCGAGAGUUUCAAACCUAGGCAGUGGAGCGAACAGUGGACAGUCCUCUUCAGUGUUGAACGCCGAAGCUGUUGCCAAAGCUCCGAACACGGCAGCUGCCGUUUCUAGCCAGGCUGUGAGUGGUGAGGCCCUUGGUACCAAAAUCGCUCCCCCAGAAGCUGAGCCAAGCAGAGACAAAGGGAAACAGCGGCAAGAACAAGUGGAGGAAGCUAAAGAAGCCGCAAAAGAAGCGGGAAUCUCAGUUGACCACAAAGAGUCCACUGCAGGACCUUCGACUGAACCAAGCAAGCAGCCCCGGGUGAAAAGGCAGCGUCGCAGAAAGACUGACCCAGUGCCAGACCCCGUGGAGAAGGCUCUUAGCAGGAUUGAGAACAAUCCUACCAAACGUACUGACAGAGCGUGUGACAAUUGCAGAGUUCAGAAGUUGAAGUGCGAUAACGACCCCGAUGGCUGUGCACAAUGUGUGAAAAGGAGCAUGCAGUGCACAUUGACUUUAGCAACCCAGAAGACCUAUGUUCGGGGAGCUCCCCGGGAGACUGGACAGGCCCGAGAUGGAUUGAAUCUUGAGGUUGAGAGGCUCCGCGCAGACGUUAACUUGCUGCAGCAAGAUGUUGUCAUGCUCCGGCGAGAUAUCCACCUGCUACGACAGGAGAAUAUGCAGUUACGUCGCGUGCUGGCCGGCUCUCAGACAGUGUUUCCUAACUACAAUCAAUUUCCUUGGAAUCCUCCUCCGGCUGGGCAAGCGCCUCCCCACGCCCCCUACGAAGUGCAUCCUCAAGCCCAAGCGGCAAGCCAGGGAGCUGGCUACAUGCCACUUCCUGUAAACUUUCCUCCGGCAGGACACGAAACACUCUAUCCCGAGCUUCCCGCAAACCCUUCUUUGGCAGGGCAAGGAGCUGGCUACUUGCCAUUUCCUGGAAACGCUCCUCUGGCAGGACCGGGAGCACUCUAUCCCAAACUUCCCGCAAGCCCUCCUCCGGCAGGACAGGGAGCAGGCAAUCCCGCACCUCCUCCAAACCUUCCCCUAAUGAGACCAGGCCUUCUCAACUUUCCACCUGCUCCGAGCCUUCUUCCAGUAACACAAGAAGCUGCCAAUUUCCUACCUGCUCCAACAACGCCUCCGCCGGGGCAAGGCUCUCCCUCCGUUCAAUCUGGCGGCAGCAGUCCUUACCAGACAUCUUCUGAGGCGAGUAAAGGUAAUGAUGACACCAACUUCGGUAUUACUAACAGUGAUCCAGCUUUCGCUAACCAAGUUGUUCCCCCAAUGACCGAGCAGGGUGGUGGCCAACCAGCUCUGGGAGCACAGAAACCUGGUUACCAGGACACUAUGGCCGAUCCCACUGCGAUGGGCGGUCUCGAUGAUGAUUUUCUGGCAGGGUUUGUCGCUCAACCAGUUGAUCUGAACGACCUCAAUGUCUUCAAUCUCUUCAAUGCCUCCGAUGGUGACAAUGGCGACAACGGUAACAAUGGUGGGGAUCCCAUAGACUUGUCAACGCUACCUGCUGACAGAGCUCGUCUCGCGCCCAUCACCAAACAGCCGUCUCAUCCCAGUGCUGCUAAUGCUGUGGGCCCAGCGACAAACCCCUUAACAAUUGACCCUGCACAACUUAACUUGCAACCAGUUGAUUACCCGCAGGUUGGAAGUCCAACUACGACACUGGCAAUGGAAGAUGUUCUAUGGAAUUUACAAAAUGGGAGAGACAAUGAAGGUCUUCAGCCGAACUAA